Messenger RNA from Komagataella phaffii GS115, 1542 nucleotides. RefSeq lists its product as uncharacterized. The record is from RefSeq and is a predicted model, not a curated record. The coding region runs from base 1 to 1542 and encodes 513 amino acids. NCBI's taxonomy places the organism in Eukaryota, Fungi, Ascomycota, Pichiomycetes, Pichiales, Pichiaceae. The transcript is spliced from 2 exons.
AUGCAGUUUUACUUAGCUACUCCUACCACUCCUUUCGUUGAUAACUUGACAAUACCCUCUGGUAGCGGGGCUUAUAGCAAAUCCAACGGCAACAAUAGCAGCAGCUUCGGUCAUAGUUACAACGGAAAAGAAGAGCUCACUGAUGACCUUCUGACUGCAGAUUUCGUCGACCCACCAAUCGACGACGCAAUAUUGUACUCGAUGCUAUCUCCUUUCAUGAAUGCUACUACCGAACAACCACAAGAAUUCCAGAAUGAACAGCAGCAUCAGAACCUUUCCGGUUGCUACCAGGAGCUGCUGGUUCAAACAGAGGAACAACAACAACUGGAUUUGUUGCCUAAUAUGCACCCCGAGAAUAUUUUCAAUUCUGAGUCUUCUAUGUUCGUGUACUCCAGUAUCCCGCAAAGAAAUUCUGUUCACUCGCUGAUCAGUGUCAACACCUCUUCUCUUGCCCCCGAUUCUGCUGAGGGGGGAGGCUUAUCGUUUGUGGACACCAUAGGCCCAUCAUUUGACCAUUCUGUUGAAACCUCACUCUCUUACGGAAUGAACUCUACGGACUCAACUCUACCGUCCUCAGCACGCUCCUCGGUAGGACUUGACCUACUACCCACCGUGGCAGCUCCUGCGUCAUCCGUUUCCUCAUUGGAAACGGUCAUCAACUCCAAGAGACAAAAGCUGCAAUUCAGACAGCACAACAGGAUUGAAGAACUCAAUUCUCCACACGGUAUCAAAGCACAGGCACCGGUGUUGCUUAACUACUCAAGUCUUCCGCUGGUUCGUGGACUUAGCUCUGGUGGGAACAACAGCAGACCUCCCAAAGAGCCAUUAAUUCCUGGAGCACAGUACAUUACUGCCCUUCUGAGACUAGAGAACAGCUCCUGCGAGGACUUAUGUCUACCAGAAUGGAACGAGGACGAACUGAAGGACUGCAGAAGGAUCAUUCGCAUAGAGAGAAAACGCCACUCCAACGAGAUAGUGGCCGACUCUGACGUGCAAGUGUUGGAAGUCUCAUGUUUACAAUGCCUCGUCAACCAUAACGAAACUGACGAGGGGAAACAAGGAAGCUCCCCAAACGAAAUACAGCAUAGCUCUGCAGAGCCACCGAAAUCGAACCUCAACAGGACAUUGAGUAGUAGUAGCCACAGAGCAGCUGGGAGCUCCGUGGGAUACCAGUACUACAUCACCAGUGUGGAAGUCAUCAAGAUUAUAGAACUGCUAGUCGGAAGCCAUUUAAUCGAAGACUCGCAGCAAAAGAGAAAAGAAAGAGGCCGCGUGAGAUCAAACUUGGUGCCCUUCUGGUCAAAACAUCCCGUGUCCUCGUCUAAGAAGACCUUGAGGCCCCGUUCUGGACCAGCUUGCAACGAUGACUACCUUGCAGAGUUGGCCCAUCGUAUCAUGACAUACGAGAUACGCAGGCCGCGAAUAUUCGACAAGAACGUACGAAUUCUGGAAUGGGCCAAGCUUGCCCCGGCUUUGCAGCGGGCUCUUCAAAGCUACUAUGUGGCGGUGCCCCUAGAUGAAUCCGAGAAUAAACUUGUAUAA